Messenger RNA from Clupea harengus (Atlantic herring), 1551 nucleotides. It is a transcript of the gene plin2, whose product is annotated as perilipin 2. Lineage: Eukaryota; Metazoa; Chordata; Actinopteri; Clupeiformes; Clupeidae. Gene Ontology annotation, cellular component: cytosol; lipid droplet. The record is from RefSeq and is a predicted model, not a curated record. Gene Ontology annotation, biological process: positive regulation of triglyceride storage; lipid storage.
GACGUAGGAUUUGAGGAAUUGGGAAAUACCCACUGAUGCAGAAAUAACCUUUGCCCUAGUAAUUCGAUGGGUGUUUACGUCAUUUGUUUGCUAUCUCGCGAGAUACAGAUAGUAUAAAGACUCUCAGGCGUGGAGCCACACCAGAAUCAACUUCGAAAGUAUUCACAACAACUUCAAGCAACUUCAAGCUGAGCAACAUUAUUGAUAUGGCGUCAGUGGCUAUCAUCAAUGACCAGAAUGUGGUGUCCAGGUUGACCAGUCUCCCCCUGGUUAGCUCUACUUACGACAUAAUGUCAAAAGUAUACUUGCAAACCAAGGACCAGAACACCUACCUCAAGACCGUGCUUGACGUUGCGGAGCUUGGCGUGAAAACCGUGACAUUGGUGGCAAUGAACAGCGCUCUACCAAUCAUAGACAUACUUGAUCCAAAACUUUCCAUUACAAAUGACCUUGCCUGUAAAGGACUGGACAGGAUUGAGAAGAACCUGCCAAUCCUACAACAGCCAUCUCAACAGAUUGUGUCCACAGCCAAGGAUGCUUUCAGCGGUGCCAAGGAGUCGGUGACUAACGCUGUGACUGGAAUGGUGGGCCGCGUUCAGGGUGGCGUUGAGCUGACCCGCGCUGCCGUCUCCGGGGGCGUCUCCACCGUGACGGAGAGCCGCGUGGUCCAGUUGGUGAGCAGCGGCGUGGAUUCAGUCCUCACCACCUCCGAGGGCCUGGUGGAACAGUACCUGCCCUCCACCAACCAGGAGAUUGAUAGUUCCAAAGCUGUGGAGUGUUCCGAGGAUGGAGAGGAGGCCAGCAGUUACUACGUGCGUCUAGGUACCCUGUCUGUGAAGCUGCGUCAGCGGGCCUACCAGAGGGCUGUUGCCAAGGUACAUGAGGCUCGGCAACAGAGUCAGGAGUCCAUCACCCAUCUCAAUCGUACCAUGGAUGUGAUUGAAUAUGCCAGAAAGAACAUCGAUGGUGCCCACCACAAGAUUCAGGAGAAACUCAGCUCCAUAAAGGAAUGGCGUUCAAAUGGACACACACCUCAGGAGUGUGAUGCAGCAAGUGUUGAGUCCCGUACGCUGGCCUUGGCCCGCGGGCUCUCCCACCAGCUGCAGACCACCUGCCAGGGGUUGGUGUCGGGUCUGCAGGGCCUCCCCCAGCACGUCCAAGACCAGGCGCUCACCAUCACCAACCUGGCCUCCGAGGUCUGCCGCAGCCUCAGCAAGGCGGUGGCGCUCGGGGACCUCUCCGACGGGGUGCUGUCCUCCAGCAGAGCGCAGCUGCACCGCCUCCGAGAGACGUUGGACACCACCAUGGACUACCUGGUGAACAACACGCCACUCAACUGGCUGGUUCCUGACUUGACAUUUUCGGAUCUUUCUUCGGAACCCGACAUGUCCUCUGUACAAGAAACUGAGACUCCUUCUCACUCCCCACGGAACAUGAGCAGUCAAGACCUCGCACAGAAAUAAAAUGUUAAACAUUCACAUCAUCGAAAUGGCAGGGGGAGUCUUGCAUUGCCUUCCAUGUUCUUCUGUCUAAUAAAUACAUCUUGGUGUA